AUGGCGGUGCGUUCCCGAUUACCGAAGGAAACUUAUGCGGCAAUGCGCACCUCUCUCUACUAUGAUAACAGUCCUUUUGUCAGCAAGCGCGAUGUGAUGUUUACCAACAGUGAUGGCACCUAUCACAUUAAUGAUGUUGGUCUCAGCCCGACCAAGGUCCAGGGUGCGGGCAGGAUUCAACCGACCGUGCUCAAACCGACUUCAUAA
Molecule: messenger RNA, 207 nt
Organism: Penicillium alfredii
Lineage: Eukaryota; Fungi; Ascomycota; Eurotiomycetes; Eurotiales; Aspergillaceae
Exons: 1
Coding region: 1-207 (68 amino acids)
Source: RefSeq, a predicted model, not a curated record